Messenger RNA from Nymphalis io (European peacock), 2952 nucleotides. Its product is annotated as solute carrier organic anion transporter family member 1C1-like. Gene Ontology annotation, biological process: transmembrane transport; sodium-independent organic anion transport. The transcript is spliced from 14 exons. The record is from RefSeq and is a predicted model, not a curated record. NCBI's taxonomy places the organism in Eukaryota, Metazoa, Arthropoda, Insecta, Lepidoptera, Nymphalidae. Gene Ontology annotation, cellular component: membrane. Gene Ontology annotation, molecular function: protein binding. Bases 372 to 2090 code for a protein of 572 amino acids.
UCUUCGGCAGGGCUCAUUUCAUAGCUGAAUCGAGGCAACGUUUAGUUUUUUUAUGAUAUUGUUUUUUUCUUAUCUGUGAUAAUUUAGUAUGUGAACAAAUUUGGAAUUAUUGCGGACAAAACAGAAUGCAAGAGUGCACUGCAAUAAUCCAAGGGUUUAGUUUCGGUUUAAAGGCAUUUAUUUCUCAGAAAUAAUACAAAAAAUCAAAAAUUAAAAUUAUAUACAUUAAUAUAGUUUGAAAAAAUAUCUCGGAUACAACAAAAUAAAUAAUUAGAAACUUAAAACAGAUGAAGGAAAAAUGAAAUAAAGACAAAGGUUAACAGAUAAACGAUUACGACUCAUUUUUAGAAAGGUAAUAAAUAGACGCAAAAAUGGAACAUCGGCGUAUGUGGAAUCGUUCGUCUGUGAGAAGUCGUGUUGCGUCAUGGUUUAAUAGCAGUGAUUUCAAUCCUCAAAAAUUAAGAGGUAUUAUUUUGGGGAUCACGCUCACCGCAACGUUUGGAGAGGUGUCCGCUUACAAAAUGAUCAUGCAGGAUAUAAGAGCAGGAGAACUUCCUUCCUACCUCGCUGAUCUCUUGAUAAUAGUGUUUUCAAUAUUCGAAGCGAUUGUAGCACCGCUCAUAUCUUGGUGGGGAUUUAGGAAUCGACGCACUUUGCUGAUCAGCUACACAUUCGCUGUUACUGUGACCAGUAUUACAUGGUGGUUUAUUCCAGGGAAAUUAGAGAGGAAGGAAUCAGAAUUUUGCGACGCAGCAAACUCAAACAAUAGUAUUGGAUUUACUGGAACCUCAACCCGCUCAAUAAUUCGUCUCGUUAUUGUUGUAUUUACUUGUAUGGCCUUCGUUCUGUCGCGCGUGGCGUGCUGGAGUCACGGUGUUGCUUACACCGAUGAAUACGCGCCGGCUAGGGCCAGUGUUCAUUAUGGCGCUGUCUUGAUUUCUCGAGUGGUGCCACUUGUUCUGGGACACAAAACGUUGACGGGCGCUGUCGAUGAUAACAUGCCGUUGCAGACCGCUGGAAUUGUCAUCGGGUUUUUGCUGAACUUAAUACAGCUUUUUUUCUUCGUACCAAAAACAGUACCCGUCGUGGAUGGGGUGCAGAAAAUAGCCGUUCCCCUUCAUGAUCGGAGCUUCUUCAUGAGCGUCGGGCGCGUCUUCAACAAUUCAGUGGCGAUGACGCAGAUGUUCGCCAUGAGUCUUUUGGCGGCUGCUCUGUGGGGUUACGGUUUCUACGAAAUGGAUAUCGUUAAGGUUAAAUUCAAUUUGAUUCCUGAGAACAGUGGGCUGGUCCAAUUCACUGAAAUAUUGUCAUACUAUUUUCUCGCUUUUGUUGUAGCGUACGUCGGUGUUCAAUUCUCAACUCCAAUUCUCAUGGAGUUUUGUAAUUUGAAGGCGAUCAAACAAACAGUAAUUACCAGUAUAGCCGUAUUGGUACUAUACGUCAUAAUGACAACUGUUCGCGGCUGUGACUCAGGAAAUAUCGUCGGCCUGGAGAAGAGUUAUUAUGGUCACCCAGAAUGCAGUCUGUCGUGCAACUGUAAACCCCAGUGGAACGAAUUUAAGCCUGUCUGCGCGACUAACGACAUGCUCACAUACAUCUCACCGUGUCACGCUGGUUGUAGAGACUCAGAAGUAGUAAAUGGAAUACAAGUGUACUCGAACUGCACGUGCGCCGGUGGCGCGCGCGUGCUUGAGCGCGCCUGCGGAGACGCGGAGUGCCGGCGCGUUUUCCGCUUCCACAGCAUGCUGUUCUUUAUACUCGUUACAUUGACAUUGAUAGCGUUCCAAGCUCAAGGAGUCCUCCUGUUACGGACCGUGGACCCUCGGGACAAGUCCGUAGUGAUGGGCUUGAUGUGGUCCAUGAUUGCAAUCGUCGCAUUUGUGUGUGGACAUUCAGUUUUUUUAGGGCUUCGAGUUGCAACAUGUGGUUGGCUCGAAGCUGAAAAGUGUCAUAUGCAAAGUCAUGCCUUCCCGUACCUUGUUGGAGCCACAAGCGCCUUCCUGACCCUUACAUCUAUUAUGACCAGUAUAACAACUUGGAUUUGUAUUCGAACAGCAAAUAAAGUUCAAAAUUUUGAUACAAGGUUAUGAACGGUUAAGUUGUAGACACAAUUUAUUAAAAUAAUUAAUUUAAAUUGAUAUGAGUGUUUAGUCUUGCUUUGUUUAUUUAAGCUUAUUAACAAUUCAGUAUUCAAAAAAUAGAUAGUGAAUUGAUGAAAUCUAUAAUUCACUUCACGUUUACUCAUAGCAGUUAUUUUAGGUUAUGCUUUUAAAAUUAUUUUGGAGUACGUAAAUAGUUAAAAUUUUGUAUACUAUACUGUCAUUAAUUAUUCACCAAAAAUAUAUAUUUUUUAAUUGCGCUAGCGCCAUUCUUGAGGGAUUUGAACUGUUACUUACAGCUUACAGCUUAUAUUCACCCUUCAUAUCACCAACAAGUAUACUAAGGUAAAAUAUAGAUUAUAUAAAUAUGUUAAAAUCAACACGUCUGUUUGUUAAAAAAAGUUGAAAUUUAUUUCGAUUUUACGAUAUUAUAAUAACUAUUAGACUCUAAAAAAUUAACACGGCAACACUGAAUAAAUCCUUUUUCUUAUUCCUUUGAUUGCGCCAAAAAAUAGCGUCAAGAGUCAAGAUCAACGAGCUAAAAAUAGCUCGCACGCAUAUUUAUAUAAUAUGCAGUGUUACUUGUAUUUUUUGUAUAAAAACUAUUUUUAGUUACGCUUGAUUGUUUUUAUAUACAAAUUAUCUAGCGAUUUAAGGACUUAUUAUUUAUAAAAAAAAAUCGAAUAAAUAUUCAGGAUAUGAAUGCAUAUCGUUUGUUAGGUAUAUUAUAUUUUAAUUUAGAUUAGAAAUAAGUCGAUAAAUGUCUGGUUGGAAAAAAUGUGUAUUUACUGAGAAAUAGGUAGCCUUUAUAAAGUAAUUUCGUUGUUGUAUUGUGGGAAUUUUGACAUAAUUA